Molecule: messenger RNA, 2313 nt
Organism: Diaporthe batatas
Lineage: Eukaryota; Fungi; Ascomycota; Sordariomycetes; Diaporthales; Diaporthaceae
Exons: 6
Coding region: 1-2313 (770 amino acids)
Biological process (GO): galactose metabolic process
Molecular function (GO): nucleic acid binding
Source: RefSeq, a predicted model, not a curated record
AUGACUGACGUCAAGAAGCUCUCGUUCGCCAAGGUUCUUGCCUCUGCGCCGACAGAAGAGAAAUCGAUAUCGUCCUCCACACGGGAUGCCGCGUCGCACCCUGUGACUGAAGCUCCGUUGCCGACGUCACCCAAAGAAGGAAGCGAAAACGCGGCAGGGGACCCAAUUGUCCCCAAUGGCGACCACAUAGUCAAUAACCCUACAGCGACGGGUGUUGAAGGCGGCUUUGAUGAGAACAAACUUGUUGAUGGUCUGGACAGUUUGAAGAUUGAGCCUUUGGCCCCGAGCCUCGUGGUCAACGGCAUUAAUUCGGCAUCAACCGCGCCAUCGUCGAAAGCUCACAGCCCCUCGGACGAGGUUUCCCAGAGGGCAGAUUCCAGCUCGGAGCUGGGUACCAAACCUCCUAGCCUCGAUGGCAAGAGCAUCACGUCGGGGACGACGUUCAACGCGUUGGACGAGAAGGAAUCGCUUCGGCCUGACGACAGCGCGAGUGUGAUGGCCGCUGAUCAGGAUGACGAUGUCUUCUCCAUCCGUGGCUCCCUCAUCACUGGCUCUCGCAUGGGCUCUGAGGUGGCUGCCCGCGUCUAUCGAAUUCAGCUUGGCGAUAUGCCCCCACGGAGUGUUGCUCCUCAACAUGUCAUUGUCGAAUCCGGCAACAGCGCAGCCACGGCGCCACAGUCUGUGUCCGUGGAGCAACAGCCCGUGACAGAUGCCAAGAUUGCUCUCGUUGGCGCCACGUCUGCACCUGAUGGAAUGUAUGGACAGAACCCUGACGAGAAGCUUCUCGAGGCAAUGCAAUCGCAGAAAGACAGAUUCUUUCUUUUAAAGUUGGAAGAAAUGGUCAUCGACUUUGUGCAGGAUUCAAAAGAACCUUUCAUGGACCUACCUCCAUCCAAUUCCUUCUGCAGGAUGUUGACCCACAAACUGGCUGAUUACUAUCACAUGACGCACUCCUUCGAGGCGGGCGCCGGAGCAGUUCGCAUUUUCAGAACCCCUUUCUGUAGGGUACCGCCCUCAUUGGCCAGCAUAGCGCAAAGCGCUUCUGCCGCAAGUACUCCUCCGCCAAUGGUGAUGCCGAAGAAAAUCAUGCGGCGUGGAGAAGAAGGGGAAUUCGGCCCAGGAAGCGCUGGCCCGUCGAAACCAACCUCGGAGACUGGAAGCGACUCAAAGGAUAAGCAAUCUGCGAAAGAAAAGAUGUCUAGAGAGGAGAGGGAAGAGGCUUACAACAAGGCACGGGAGAGGAUUUUUGGAACAGCAUCCACAGAGAUCUCCACUCCUGAGAACGACGAUAGCACCGGCGUUUCUCGCGCCAGCUCCGUAUCAAUGCGAGACAGGAUCAGCGGCGCAAAGAAGGCAAAGAAAAGGAGAGACUCUGACACAUUUGACACUCGGUCGAACUACGUCGCUUACGCUCCCGCAUACGGCCACCCUCACCAGGCGACAUGGGCUCAGCCUCAUUACAUGCCAGUUGGUGCCCAGGUAAACGGCCCAGUACAGCCACAAGCUUUCACACCCGGGGUUCCAACCAUGUACGGAGCACCGAACCAGCAGUUCCCUCCCAUGGUGCCGGCGACUGGUUAUGGCCCGCCAUAUAACAAUAUGUCGAACUAUGCCCAGCCUCCCGGCCCACCGCGUUAUCAACCGCCGGUGAAUCAGAUGCCUCCCGCACCAUACGGAUCACCUAUGCAAGGUCCGCCUCAACCACAGGCUGGAUGGCAACAACCUCCCAGCUUCAACUCAAGCCCUUACCAAUCUCGAGCCACACCAGUGGCGCCGAACGGGAUACCCUACGCUUAUGGCGCGCUUCCAGCCAAUGUCAAUCCGAGCGACCCAAAGAGUCAACACCCAAUCCCUGGCAGCUUCAACCGCCAUGCCUUCAAUCCAAAGACGCAGUCUUUCGUACCUGGUAAUGGAAUGGGACCGAUGCAGCCGCCGCCUGGGCCGUAUAGUGGCUAUGGGCCACAGCAGGGCAGUCCUCAGAUCACGCCUCCUCACCUUCACUACCCGAGCUACCAAGCAGGUCCGCCUAUGGGUCAGCCUCCGUACGGCAACGCGAAUGGUUACAACAUGAUGCGCCAGGGGUCUAACAAUUCCCUAUCUGCCUACCAUGGUCCGCCACCCAACGUGCAGCACCCGCCUCACGUUCCGCAUGUUCCUCAUCAGCUGCCUCCCCAUCCGCCAGCGCAGGGACCGCCUCACAUACCCAACAAGCCAUCUAUGCCACAGGGCUUGCCCAUGGCUCAUGGCCAACCAUAUAGCAAUCUGCCAACUUAUGGCAAUCCUGCGUCGCUGCCGCAGAAACCCACCACCUAG